AUGCAAAACACAGUAGAUUAUCUAGAAUAUCUUGCAGAGCAAGAAGAAUAUGCACCACCACGAGCUCCAAAACAUGAUCCUGGUCCUUCUGAUCAUUCGUAUCAACCUAUUGAAAUAUCUUCUCCAUUUGGCCAAUAUCCGACAUAUCCAUCAAAUCCUGAGAUGAAUGAACAAUAUUUAUCACAGUCAUAUAUACCUCAAGCUGCAGAAAUAUCAUUACCUUUAUCUCCUCUAGAUGAGGUUCGGAGCAAAAUGGUUGAUAUACAAACAGUUCCUUCACAUCAAUUAAUGAUAUAUUCCCAUAGACCGCAAUUUCAAAAUAUUUCUAUUGAAAUGACAGAAGGCACGAUACAUUCAUCAGCAUCAUCAUCGCAACAAGAAAAUAUAGCUCCAUCGUCAUUAACAUUACCAGGUGUAACGAUGACGAGAAAUCGUUCGAGAAUUAAAAACCCAAAAAUUGAAAAUAUGCCACAAAUACGUUCAGGUUUUACUGCUCAAAUACAAACGAGUAAUACACCUCUUAGACAAGAAUUUCGGGAGAGCGAUAUUAUGUCUCCUACUCAUUUUAAACAAUUAUCGUCACAACACAGGAAUAGUAACAUAUCAACGUUGUUUUUCGGUAGUAGUGUUAGUAGUAAUGAUUCAAUAUUACAAACUGAAGUAAGAGUCGCUCAUGGCGAUCCCGAUGACCCUUUAUUAAAUAAUCAAAAUCGACUCAAUAUUUCCAAAAUUACCACCCGAUCUUUUCCCCAACAACUUGUUCCCCACUAUCAUCAUCAAUCACAAAAUAAAGAAAGCGAAGACCUUACAUCUCCCGUUUCUCCUGGUGCGAUAACGGAAACUCCAUUAUUUAAUUCAGAUAAAACAGGUUAUAAACCAAAAG
Molecule: messenger RNA, 883 nt
Organism: Racocetra fulgida
Lineage: Eukaryota; Fungi; Glomeromycota; Glomeromycetes; Diversisporales; Gigasporaceae
Source: the annotation of a GenBank genome assembly